AUGUCGGCGUUGGUGCGGAUCACUACGGGCAUCAUGCCCCAGCACAGCCGAGUGGGCAUGUCAAGGGCUAUGGCGCAGUUUGGGGAGGUGGUUCACUGCCACAAGCCACCGUACAGCGGCAUCCCGGGAGAGGACUUUGUCAAUGUCCGCUUCGGAGUCCCGGCGGGACCAGACCGCGGGGUGCCGAGCCGGGUGCUGAGAACACAGGAGGCCGCGGACCGGGCCUAUGUGGCCUUGAAGGCGGGACAAGUCUUUGUGGAUGGCUUCCCCGUGGGCGUGGGACCUGCCGGUGGCCCCAAGGGCAAUGAUGGUCCGAUGGCCAUUACCAACUCCGGCGGGCCACCGCGGAGGCCCCGUAGCCGAAGCCCUCCACGUCUGUAUGGCCGCAACCGCGCGCGCAGCCCCAUGCGCGGGGGCCGCUCGCCGGACGCGCGGAUUGGGGGUUGCAGUUCUUUAGCCCACCCCAGAUGUGACGCCGCUUUCGCUGGCCUUCCAGGUGAAGCUCCACGCGCCAACUUCCCCUCGCGCAACGACCCCAAGAGCCCCUCUCCGCGGCGACUCCUGCGCGACAUGGGCGGGCGCAGGUCCAGGAGCCGCUCCUAUCCCCGUGAGCGACGGCGCGAAGAGCGCGCGAGCGAAUUCUCCGGAGGAGCUUCAAAUGCGUCGCGUUUGACCGGGCAAAGCCGAGUGGUGGCGUUCAACACCAUAUCCCCAACUCAGAACUGUUCAGCGCCCUUUUCCGAUGUGAAGAACCCCUUCUUCCGAGCCGAUCGCAGCCCAUCCAUGGUGGACUCCGACAAAGCCGCUGGUGGCUCCAGUGGCUCGUCUAGCAGUGAAUGGGAUGAGUGGGUGGCAGAUGGCAAGAAAUCGCCAUUCUUGGGCCCUUACGAGUUGAGUCAGUCCAUCGGUCCCGCCCUGGCCAUGCUGGUUGGGCCGGUGAAAGUUCCAGAAGCAGAUCCAGAAGUCAAAGAUCCUGGAAAAGAGCUCAAUUUCUCCAAGUACCUCCCGUGCCGAGCGAUCCGGAGGUGGCUUGGCGCGAUGUUCAAGGAGUGGAGCUCCCAGAAAUCCAAAGGUGAAUGGUCAAUGGUGGUCAAGGCCAUGUAUGCAGAAGAGUGGCAGGGCUGGGAUGAUUUCCUCGGGGUGAUUUUGCCCUUUGCCCAGGCACGUUUGGUCUCGAGACUCUUGGGCCUUAAGAACCAAGAGUCCUGGUAUCGCUUCGUGGAGGCCGACCCCGUGCGUCUCCGAAGCCUACGGCUCCCCGCCCUACCCGCGGUCUACUACCGCAACGACUGGCAGGGCUAUGAGGAGUGUCCAAGAGCAGCGUGCGGUUUCGGUGGGGCAACUUGCGCGGAGGUGUUUUCCAAGAAACGACCCGGUUUUGGAUCGCAAUGA
Durusdinium trenchii is the source of this 1392-nucleotide messenger RNA. NCBI's taxonomy places the organism in Eukaryota, Dinophyceae, Suessiales, Symbiodiniaceae. The record is from the annotation of a GenBank genome assembly.